Messenger RNA from Aspergillus alliaceus, 1200 nucleotides. Its product is annotated as ankyrin repeat-containing protein ANK1. Gene Ontology annotation, molecular function: protein binding. The coding region runs from base 304 to 819 and encodes 171 amino acids. The transcript has 4 exons. Lineage: Eukaryota; Fungi; Ascomycota; Eurotiomycetes; Eurotiales; Aspergillaceae. The record is from RefSeq and is a predicted model, not a curated record.
GAGCGGCUAUCCGCAGCGGACGUGCAGGACUCCGUAGCGCAGCGGGGAAUCAAGUCAGGAGAGUUGAUACAUACUCCUACCACUACUACUAACUACUGCGCACUAAGCCAAAGUCCUUCCGUAAUUUGCGGAUUCCCCGUGCUGAACAUACACCGCCUCUUUAUGAUAUCUGCGCUUGCAUCCUUGCGAUAAUAUCCCAUAGCUAUUGUGGUUUCCCCACGUUUCCUGUCUCCUCAAACAACACGUUCGAGCAAACCCCGGGAUCUUUUUGAUUUACUAGGAAUACCCCUCAAUUAGGCAGCUAUGGCGGAUGAAGGUGCAUCUCCCCGUGAGCUGGUCGUCGAGGCCUGUCGCCGAGACCAGCCUCAUCUGAUUGAACAAGUACUAGAGGGCAUGGAAGGGAGUUCGAACGAACAAGUGGCCGAGUUCUUCAACGGCGUCACAGACUCAAUGGGGAACCAUGCUCUCCAUAUCUGUGCUGCAUAUGGCAGCUAUGAUACAAUGGAUUCUCUCUUCGAUAUUCAAUACUUUGAAUGUGACCCUCUCACACGCCUCGAUAAAGAUACCCCCCUUCAUACUGCUGUACGCUACGCCAACGAAAAGGACCCCGAACUGGGUUUGGAGAUGAUCAAGAUGAUGUGUGACGCUGGUUGUGACCCGCGGGUCAGGAAUAAGCAUGGUCAAAAGCCCGCGGACCUUGUUUACAAUAACCAGGAGAUUAAGUCGACUCUUCAGCAAACAGAGUACGUCCUUGCAGAGGGUCUGAGAGAUGAUGCGGGCAACGGCUCUGUUCAUGACAGUGCCAGUGAUAGCGAGUAAAUAAGCGAAGGCCACUGAUAGCGCCCCUGCCUUUCUUGAUAGACGUACGACUGAUGAUAUACUACUCUUACUUCACAUAUGGUUCAAUAGAUUGAUCAGACAAUACAUACCACAGGCUAAUUGGACAGCAUGUAUGAUGGAAAGAUAGUGACUUUUCCUGGACUCUAUCCCAAUUUUGUCAAUCUGAACCCGUGGGCCUGACGUCCAGUGUUAGACUAAUAUAGAAGCGAUUUGCCGGCUGAUUAAUUUCCGGAAUUUAAUGCAUCAUCGGUGAGAAGGGCAUAUUAAUCCUGGCAAUUGCUGGAGUUUUCAAUAGCCACAAAAUCGUCGAUAAUAGAGCUAGUUGUUGCUAGCGCUUAUCAGUUGAUGCGUAUGUUGAGC